This is a messenger RNA of Rotaria sp. Silwood1, 828 nucleotides long. Lineage: Eukaryota; Metazoa; Rotifera; Eurotatoria; Philodinida; Philodinidae. The record is from the annotation of a GenBank genome assembly.
AUGCAUUCCAUCCGUCUCAUUCAUAAAGGGCGUCAAUCACCUGAGUCUCAAAAAAAAUACACUCUGGCUGGCGAAUGGCAUAGUAAUACACAACUUCGACAAGCAGUUGAAUUUAUUAUCUACACAUCUAAUAUGUCUGUUUGUCAAAGCUUGAAAAAUUCAAUUACCUCACGUUGUAGUUUAUCGAAUUUUGAAGUUCAGUACUCAUUACAAGGUCAACAGACAGCAGCUCGAACUCUUGAAGUGACCACCGAACAUGUAACGAAAACGUCGAUGUUCAAUAAAAUAAAGUCUCAAUUACCUUCAAAUGCUCAAGACACAAUUGCUUUGACUGGUGAUGACUAUAAAGAUCUCUUGAGUGAAACCAUGGAUCAAAUUACAAUGAAUUUACGAGUUGAAGAAGGUUUUGAAAGCAUACAAGAUUCAAUUGCAAUCGAUCGAAUGCUUGAUCGUCAACUGCAGGACAAGCACGCUAAAUUGACAACAGCAAACGAUCACAUGUGGGAUUCGCUGUAUUGGACACCUGAGUUAACACGACCCGAUCGGUUAUCGAAAGUACUGAAUAAAGUUAUAAAACAAGAUGCUACAGAUUCGGAUAAAUUUCGCUACGAUUAUUCACAGGCAGAUGAAGCUAUAAAACAAAAUUUAAAACUUGACGAACGACAAAAGCUUGAAAAUUUUCAAAAACAUUUGGCGGCACAAUCUAGAAAUACAACACAUACAAGCGAUGUUGAUACGCAUGUCGGCUAUGAAUCAGGCGGCAGUUUUGCCGGCAUAGCCUCGGGAAAUAUGAAAUUCAAUACAGACGUUUCAUAUUUAACCCUUUGA